Molecule: messenger RNA, 999 nt
Organism: Entamoeba invadens IP1
Lineage: Eukaryota; Evosea; Mastigamoebida; Endamoebidae
Product: nucleotide-binding protein, putative
Exons: 1
Coding region: 1-999 (332 amino acids)
Biological process (GO): iron-sulfur cluster assembly
Cellular component (GO): cytosol
Molecular function (GO): 4 iron, 4 sulfur cluster binding; ATP-dependent FeS chaperone activity; ATP binding
Source: RefSeq, a predicted model, not a curated record
AUGAGUUGCGACAAGAAUUGCGCUACAUGUCCAUCGAAGGGAGCAUGCAGCCAACAACAACCAACGCCCGACACGUGUAGUCACAAUUGUGAUAGCUGUCCCUCUAAGAGCAGUUGCUCACAAGCUGGGAGUAGCGGGUGUACCCACAACUGUGCGACGUGUUCGCAUAAAGGGAGUUGUGGUGGUGGGAGUGCUGGUCCUGAUAUAGAGAUGGACGAGAUAGUGGAGAAGAUGAAAGGUAUUAAACACAAGUACAUAGUUCUUUCUGGUAAAGGUGGAGUUGGGAAGAGCACCUUUACAACACAGUUUGGGUGGGUAUUGUCUGAGGACAAACAAGUUGGUAUUUGUGACUUAGACAUCUGUGGUCCAUCCAUUCCACAAAUGUUCGGACAAGUCGGUGUUAAUUGCACAGCGGGGAUGACUGGGAUCCAGCCGAUUUAUGUCACUGAAAAUCUGUGCACGAUGUCGAUAGGGUAUUUGACUACAACAGAAACAGCAAUCGUCUGGAGAGGACCAAAGAAGAACGGCGCAAUUCGACAGUUCUUACAUGAUGUCGAAUGGGGAGAUUUGGACUAUUUGGUGUUCGAUACACCACCAGGAACAUCUGAUGAGCAUUUAACAAUAGUCUCAAUAUUAACGAAAUCAAAUGUCGACGGUGCUAUUAUAGUUACAACCCCACAAGACGUGUCAUUGAUUGAUGUGAGAAAGGAAAUUAACUUCUGUAAGAAGAUCGGUCUACCUAUCAUCGGUGUCGUCGAGAAUAUGAGCGGGUUUGUCUGUCCGUGUUGCCACAAAGAAAGUACAAUAUUCCCCCCAACGAAUGGAGGAGCUCAGAAAAUGUGCGAGGAGAUGAGCGUCAAGUUCUUGGGACGUAUCCCUUUGGAUCCAGUCAUAGCAAGGUCUUGCGAUGUCGGAUCACCUUAUUUCAUCGAACACCCAGACGCUGAUGCAACUAAAAGCUUCAAGGAGAUUUAUAAGCAAAUCAUCGCAAACAUCUAA